Messenger RNA from Helicoverpa zea (corn earworm), 687 nucleotides. RefSeq names its product glycine-rich cell wall structural protein 1.8-like. Lineage: Eukaryota; Metazoa; Arthropoda; Insecta; Lepidoptera; Noctuidae. The record is from RefSeq and is a predicted model, not a curated record. Bases 74 to 598 code for a protein of 174 amino acids. The transcript is spliced from 3 exons.
ACAUUUCAAAACAAUUCGACAUAUACUGUGAAACUAUCGUGCUAUUCGUUAAUCCCUGUUUGAACAAAACAAUAUGGCUUUCAAAGUCGCUUGUUUAGUCCUGGCAUUGGCUGUAACCUGCUACGGAUUCCCUCACUACGGUGGAGGUGGUUACGGCGGCAACCAAGGUGGUUAUGGAGGCAGCAAGGGUGGAUUCGGCGGCAACGAGGCUAGUUUCGGCAGCCACCAGGGUUACAGUAGUUCCCAAGGCGGUUUUGCCAAUCCCCAAGGCGGUUUCGGCAGUCCCCAAGGUGGACCCCAAGGUGGAUUUGGACAAAGCGGACCUAGCUUCGGACAAGGCACACAAGGAUUCCCCCAGCACGGAUCUAACAUUCCUUCGGGAGCCAACCAGGGAUUUGGACCGGGAGGUCCUGGUAGCUUCGGACCUGGCCAGGGUGGUUUUGGCGGACCUGGACCUCAAGGUGGGUUUGGGGGACAAGGUCCUAGCAGCGGCUGCGGGGUUGGCCAUGGGUCUGAAGGUCACAGCGAUCAUGGCUCUGAAGGCCACGGAGGACACAGUCACCACCACCACGGGGGUUACAAACACCAUGGCUAUUAGAUUGAAUGACUGGCGGAAUUAUUGAGUUAUAUGAUUUUAACUUAUUGUGUUUUACUGUGAUAAAUUAAGAAGUUGGAUUUUAGUUUAAA